ACCAAAUAUUACACGUUAACAUUUUUUAUUUUUCGACAAGUCAAGGAGUCCACGUCACCGAGUGGCCUAUCCUAUCCUUUGUUUAUGGAUUGCCGAUUGCGUUAUCAACUCACCCACACAUCCAACACUUCAGUCUUCACGUUGACUCAAUUCUCCCGCCGGUCUAUCGGAGUUACAAAAAUGGCGUACUCCUCCGCCCUUUUCUCCCACAAUGUCUCUUUCACCACCACCCAAUUCUCCAAUCCUAAUCCUAAAUCCUACAAACUAAACAAUCGAAGAACCCUAACUGUAUCCGCACUAGGAGCCGACACAUUUGACGGAACAACACUGGCCGUCAUCGGAGGCGGCUCAGUCGCAGCAAUCGCCGCCGCAAUUUCACUCGCGGACCCAGAGAAGCGCCGGCAGUUACAGGCGGAGGAGGUUGGCGGUGGUGAUAAGGAAGUCGUGAGGGAGUAUUUCACUAACGACGGGUUUCAGAGGUGGAAGAAGAUAUACGGAGACACCGAUGAUGUGAAUAAGGUUCAAUUAGAUAUACGAAUUGGACACGCGAAGACUGUGGAAAAUGUGAUGAAAAUGUUGACAGAUGAAGGUUCGCUACGAGGCGUUACUGUCUGCGAUGCAGGAUGUGGUACCGGAUUGCUCUCUAUCCCGUUAGCCAAAGAAGGCGCCAUUGUUUCAGCUAGUGAUAUUUCAUCUUCCAUGGUUUCGGAAGCUCAGAAAAAGGCAACAGGAGAAUUACAGGGUAAAGAUGAUCUACAGAUGCCCAAAUUUGAAGUGAGUGAUUUGGAAAGCUUAAAUGGGAAGUAUGAUACAGUAGUAUGUCUGGAUGUAUUAAUCCAUUACCCACAAAACAAGGCAGAUGGGAUGAUUGCACACCUUGCAUCACUUGCAGAAAACCGAUUAAUACUCAGUUUUGCACCCAAAACAUUGUAUUAUGAUCUUCUGAAGAGAAUCGGAGAGCUUUUUCCAGGACCUUCAAAGGCAACAAGAGCAUAUCUUCAUUCCGAAGCUGAUAUAGAGCGUGCAUUGCAAAAACUGUUCCUGCUUAGUAUGAAAAGAGAUGAUUGA
Molecule: messenger RNA, 1068 nt
Organism: Lactuca saligna
Lineage: Eukaryota; Viridiplantae; Streptophyta; Magnoliopsida; Asterales; Asteraceae
Source: the annotation of a GenBank genome assembly